AAACCUUUUUUAUUACUCAAAAGUUGUUUAUAGAUAUUUACAUUUCUAUUCUUUUUGAAACAUAUGAAUUGUUUUCUAUGUGACAACGUUUUAUAUAACUUUUAAAUCAGUUACGCAGAUAUUCCUCUUUUCUAGGUUUUAUGAGUAUUACAAAUGAAUUUAUUAUCGGUGAACCGGCUUUUAUCAAAAUUCCUUCAUACAAAAAGAAUGGAUCCAACCCAAAAAGGUUUAUUGCAAGAAAAAUGUAUACUAGUAGAUAAAUAUGAUCAAGUUUCUGGUGAAGCUACGAAAAAUGAUUGCCAUUUGGUUAAACCUAAUGGAGAAAUUUUGUUACACAGAGCAUUUAGUGUAUUCUUAUUCAAUUUGAAAGGAGAACUUUUAGUACAAAAACGGGCGUCAUCCAAAAUUACAUACCCAAAUAGAUAUACAAAUACCUGCUGCAGUCAUCCUUUAUCGGACAUUCUAGAAGAAACAGAAGAAUCCAAUGCCCUAGGAAUUAAAAAAGCUGCCCAAAGACGUUUAAAUUAUGAACUAGGUAUACCAAAAGAAGACUUACCGUUAGAAAAACUUAAGUAUUUAACCCGAAUCCACUACAAAGAUAAGGGUGAUGGAAAAUAUGGAGAACAUGAAAUUGACUACAUUAUUUUUGCUCAAAAUGAUGUGCGCUUGCAGGCAAAUAUAAAUGAAGUGUCGGAUUUGAAAUAUAUUAAAAAAGAAGAAUUUUCUAAUUUUAUACACCGAAAUAAACAUCAACUGACUCCAUGGUUCCAUUUGAUAGUUCAUCAUAGCCUAGAGAGAUGGUGGGAUAGUUUAGAUAAUAUUGAAAAAUUUAAAGAUCAUCAAAAUAUUACUAGGUUAAAGUUCUAGUGUUGUAUCAGUAAAUAUUAUGUUUUGAGAAAAAAAAUGUAAAUUGUAUUAUUAAUUUUUAAUAAAAAUUAAUGUAGAACUAAA
This is a messenger RNA of Anthonomus grandis grandis, 951 nucleotides long. Its product is annotated as isopentenyl-diphosphate Delta-isomerase 1-like. Gene Ontology annotation, biological process: isoprenoid biosynthetic process; isopentenyl diphosphate biosynthetic process. Gene Ontology annotation, cellular component: cytoplasm. The record is from RefSeq and is a predicted model, not a curated record. Lineage: Eukaryota; Metazoa; Arthropoda; Insecta; Coleoptera; Curculionidae. The transcript has 3 exons. The coding region runs from base 154 to 867 and encodes 237 amino acids. Gene Ontology annotation, molecular function: isopentenyl-diphosphate delta-isomerase activity.